AUGAAAAUCGCAGUGGCGCUAAGCAAAGCGCCCCAGGCGCCGGCGAAGAGUUUGGAAGAGGCUCCAGUGUGGGACUCCAAAGAAGGACCUGCAGGACUUGAUCAAAGCUUCACGUCCUGCACGAGAUCUUCGGCGAGAUCUUCAAGCAGUACGCGAGGAGAGUCGGUGGAGGUGAACGGAGACGGCGGUGAUGGGCCACUCUCGGCGAGGGAGCUCGGCCAAAGCCCGGCGAGGGAGCUCGCCACAGUGGCCACGGCCACGCCUCCGCCGAACACCGCGGUUCCUUCCAGAACGGAGCCGAACAACCGGCGUCCCACGGAGACGUCGAGCCCCGGGAGCAUUUCCACGGGCCUCUUCCAGGCAGACCGCCAGUGGGAGGCCCUGGAGGGUGGUACGCUUGCGGUUCAGCGUGGCACCUGCGUUUGGGUGCUGCAGCUGGAUCCCAACAGCGACUGGGCCCUGGGACAAGUUUUCAAGGACUGGUCGAUGCAGAGCGAUGCUGGCUGGGUCCCUCGCUGCGUGCUGACGCUGGCGCUCUUCCGGGUGUACAGUCCCUACGACUCCUCGGAGCACGCGGAGGUCCAAGCUUUGGCCUUGAAGCCCGGCGACCUCGUGACCGUGCAAAGCUUCGGCAACGGCUGGAGCUACGGCAACCGCGUGGGGCCCGGCGGCACCGUGGAGGCCUCGGGCUGGUUCCCGCAGACCUGCAUCUUCCAGCCGCUCCCGCUGCAAUGA
This is a messenger RNA of Symbiodinium necroappetens, 735 nucleotides long. The record is from the annotation of a GenBank genome assembly. NCBI's taxonomy places the organism in Eukaryota, Dinophyceae, Suessiales, Symbiodiniaceae.